Molecule: messenger RNA, 2007 nt
Organism: Eimeria necatrix
Lineage: Eukaryota; Apicomplexa; Conoidasida; Eucoccidiorida; Eimeriidae
Product: kinesin motor domain-containing protein, putative
Exons: 5
Coding region: 1-2007 (668 amino acids)
Biological process (GO): microtubule-based movement
Molecular function (GO): microtubule motor activity; microtubule binding; ATP binding
Source: RefSeq, a predicted model, not a curated record
AUGCUGAUGAGAUUGAAUAUGAGUAGAGAGAGGGUCUCUUCGGGGCCGCAAGACGGGUCCCCGCUGGAAGCUCCUGUGUCAGCAAAUGCGUUCCUGCCUGCCAGAGGGCCAGAUCUCUUGAAAGCUUACCAGCACACACAUAUCCCGCAGCCUUUAAAGAGACCAGAUAAGAAUUUUUGUCAGAGUCAGCUACUGAACCAUAAGAAGCCGCACCGGCAGCAGCAGCAGCAGAUGGAACGCCACAUUAUUAGGCCAACGGCUAUGGUGACCCAGAAAUAUCAAGAACCACUACAACAGCCGCACCUUCGACAGCCAGUCAGAUACAGUCAGUCUACUUAUCGCCAUGGGGCCUGCAGCCGCUCGAACUCUUCCUUGGCGACUACAGAAGAACGCAGCCUCUCCCAGCAUGUGAGCGGAAAGCUCCCCACGCAAUAUUGCAGUAAGGGAGCCGCCCGCUGUGUCUGUCAUUGCGUAGCCCAAGCUGCCUUUACUAGUCGUACAUUUAACAGAAUCAGCUAUCGCAGCACUCGCAGCAAUCUAGGACCAAGUCUGGUUGACAACAAACGGGACACAAUCCCCGACUUGAAACUCAACGUCUCAACCGUUGUGGAUGCGUCGGGUGACCUUGCAGCCCCUCCACCAGUUUCCCCCUCUGCUUUCGCCGCUGUACCUUCGACAACCCUUUCAGUGGGAGGCGAGUCGUGUACAGACUGGGGAACAAUAUCAGCGGAUGAUAGCUCCUGUUGCAACGGCAACGGCAGCAACGUCUAUGUCGCAGUUAGAGUGCGUCCUCUGAGCGAGACAGAACGCAUACAAGGCGACAUGAAGACUGUUUCUGUUUUAGACAGUAGAUCGCUAACUGUUACUGAGGUAGGAGCAGAAGGGGGCCCGCGGGGCAGGCGAGUGAGAAAGCGGUACUUCUCAUUUGACUCAGUGUUUGGAGAAACAACUGACCAAGAAGAAGUGUUUCAAGGAUGCACUCUGCCUCUUCUGCAUGAUCUGUUGAAAGGAAUAAACGUUUCUGUUUUCGCCUACGGAGCAACAGCUGCUGGAAAGACACAUACUAUGCUAGGCAGUGAAGCGGCACCUGGAGUUAUGCCUAGGGCUCUACAGCUGCUCUUUCAGCAGGUCUGCGAUGAGAAAGAAAGGGAGUUUUCACUGAGCUGCUCCUUUGUAGAGAUAUAUAACGAGACUAUUCGAGACUUGUUGGGGUCCCGGACUGACGUGUGCGAGCUAAGAGAAGACCCGGAGAAGGGUAUGGUGCUUCAGCACGCCACUAUCCACAGAUUACGUUCGAAACAGCAUGCGUUGUUGCUUCUACUGGAAGGAAACGAUAAACGGACACAAGAAGCAACAAACGCGAACCAGACGUCCUCCAGAUCUCACGCCAUUCUACAGGUAAAUAUCUUGGCUCGUGACAGAUCCGGCGAAGAGAGCCAGCUCGCAAAGCUGUCGCUGGUGGACUUGGCAGGAAGUGAACGAGCCUCUCAUACGAGCAACCACGGACAAAGGAUGACGGAAGGCGCAAGCAUCAACAGGUCCCUACUGGCUCUCGGAAACGUUAUUAACGCGUUAACAGUGAAGGGGAACGUCUCUGGAAAGGCUUCUCUACGAUUUGUUCCCUACAGGGACAGCAAACUUACGCGGCUUCUUAAAGAUAGUCUGGGAGGUCGCUGCCGAACAGCCAUGGUGGCGACAAUAUCCCCCGCCAUAAGCCACCAGGAAGAGACACUUAACACUUUAAAGUAUGCAAAAAGGGCCAAGGCGAUUCGCAACUCCUCCGACCGAGCCAGAAUCACCAGACUGCAGGGUCGGGAAGCACCAAGCGAGUCUGCCGCUGUGGCUGGUCUGAAAGCCAAGCUGCACCAGCUUCAGUGCCAGAUAAGUCGUCAGGAUCUGCAUGAGAGACUACAUAUGAGAAAGAGACUUCAUGCUGGCCAAAUUAUGUCAUUGCUAGAUGCUUCCGAGGAGCCAGAGGCACGCCAAGGCCUAAACACUAAGCUGUAG